This is a messenger RNA of Cryptosporidium ubiquitum, 1947 nucleotides long. RefSeq names its product preprocathepsin C precursor. Gene Ontology annotation, cellular component: lysosome. Gene Ontology annotation, molecular function: cysteine-type endopeptidase activity. The transcript has a single exon. The record is from RefSeq and is a predicted model, not a curated record. Bases 1 to 1947 code for a protein of 648 amino acids. NCBI's taxonomy places the organism in Eukaryota, Apicomplexa, Conoidasida, Eucoccidiorida, Cryptosporidiidae.
AUGAUCAUUAUAAAUAAAAGGCUAAAUUCAUAUAAAACGCUUCAAAUUAUAGGGAAGUCUAUAAUACUUUUUUUUUAUGUAACAUUCGUGAAGUCUGACUUACCUAUACAUGUUACAACGUCAGACGUUAUUGGAAGAUGGAAAUUUCAAUAUUCUAAACCUGCUGACAAUUGGAUUUAUGGCUGUGGAUCAAGUGUUCCAAAUAAAAAUACCCAAAAUUUACAGCCAAGCUUGGCGGAUUAUAAUAAAUGGCUUACUGAAAAAACAAAAGGUGAAUUGGAAGAAUUAGAUUUGAUAUUAACUGAUCUGCUAUUUUCGGAAAAUGACGAUAAUGAUCUUGAUAGCUCAUUAUUUCCAGGAAGAGAUGAUUGGGCAUUUUUGGCAGUUAAAGAUCCCGAAAAUGGAAAAAUUGUUGGAAGGUGGACAAUGGUCUAUGAUGAAGGGUUUGAGAUAACUACAAAACAUAUGACAAUUUUUGGAAUAAUGAAAUACAACUUAUUAAACAAUGGAAAUUGCAAUGCAAGAGAUGGUGAUAACGAAACAUCAAAGGGUGAAACAUUAUGUUACGAAACAGAUUCGUCGCAAAUUCAACUUGGAUGGUAUUAUAUAAAAGGUUCUAAAAAAAGAGGCUGUGUCAGUGGUAAAAAAAAUGAAAUUUAUGAUGAAAAUUCACUUGGAACUUUAAGAAAUAGGGUUGAAAUUCCAAUAAAGAAAUCUUUUGAGUCAAGUAUAAGAAAUUUAUCUAACUUGUUACAGGAAUUUGCGCAUAAGCAUAAUAGUAAAGAUUCAGAAAACUGGAGAGCAAGAAACAGUUUUAGCCUAACAGACGUGGCUUUUUCGCACCACUCAUAUUAUAUGAAUGCAGUAAACUUCAGGAAAAUACAUCCAUUUAGAAUCACAAACUCGCAACACUCGUCUUUCAUUGAAAUGUCUAAAGGUGGAAUAAGAAACAUUGGUGAUUACGAUAAUAUUGUAGAGCCGAUUUUUGCAUGCAACGUGAUCCGGAGAAAAACCGAUGAUGAGAUAAAACUCCCCUCUUCGUUUUCUACAGGAGAUCCCUUUUCCGAUGAUGAAUUUAGUGAUCUUCCAUUUAACCAAGGAAACUGUGGUUCAUGUUAUGCAGUUUCUUCUGUUUAUAUUUUGGCAAAGAGAGCAGAGCUACAGUUAAAAAAAUUAACGAAUGGAGCUUCUAAAGACGAAAAAAUAUCACUUUCUUCACAAUCAGUCCUUUCAUGUUCUCCUUUUAAUCAAGGAUGCGAAGGUGGUUAUCCAUUUUUGGUUGGGAGGCAAGCUGAGGAAAUAGGGAUAUCCUCAGAAAAGUGUAUGGGAUAUUAUGCAGAUUCAAAUCAGGAAUGCAACUUUUCGCCAUUUAUCACACCAGAAACUGAAGAUCGAUUAUAUUGCGAACAGGAUGAAAGAAUGUAUGCAAAGGAAUAUGGCUAUGUAGGCGGUUGCUAUGGUUGCUGCGACGAAGAUAAGAUGAAAAAAGAAAUAUUCAAAAACGGUCCAAUAGCAGUAGCAAUGCACAUAGAUACAUCACUAUUGGUAUAUGAUAAUGGAAUAUAUGACUCCAUUCCAGAUGACCAUACAAAAUAUUGUGACUUGCCAAAUAGGCAAUUAAAUGGGUGGGAAUAUACUAAUCAUGCUAUUUCUGUUGUAGGGUGGGGCGAAGAAAAUGGCAUUCCAUAUUGGAUUAUUCGAAACUCAUGGGGAGCAAACUGGGGAAAGAAAGGCUACGCAAAAAUUCGAAGAGGAAAAAAUAUUGGUGGAAUUGAAAAUCAAGCAGUAUUUAUCGAUCCAGAUUUUUCCAGAGGAAUGGGCCUCUCUCUUCUGAAUAAAUACCUAAAUAAUACAUCAUAUAGCAAAGAUUUACCUGAAAUAAAAAAUAGUUCUCAAGGAUCAGACGAGCUUCAUGUCGAAAUUGAAAAUGGCGAGAUUGAUGAAUAA